Messenger RNA from Lolium rigidum, 879 nucleotides. RefSeq names its product mitochondrial metalloendopeptidase OMA1-like. The transcript is spliced from 3 exons. Gene Ontology annotation, molecular function: metalloendopeptidase activity. Gene Ontology annotation, cellular component: membrane. The record is from RefSeq and is a predicted model, not a curated record. Lineage: Eukaryota; Viridiplantae; Streptophyta; Magnoliopsida; Poales; Poaceae. The coding region runs from base 1 to 879 and encodes 292 amino acids.
AUGAUCCCCUUCACCCGGCGCCGCGGCGGGCCGGAGUGGUACCAGGACAAGCGGGUGAUCAAAGCGGCGGCCUGCCUCUCUGGCUGCGCCGUGAUCACCCUGUGCUGCGGCAGAUUCGAGACCGUGCCCUACUCCAACCGCCGCCACUUCAUCGUCCUCCCGCCAUUGGCGGAGGGAUUCCUGGGGAAGUGCUUCUUCGCGCGUUCCAAGAUAGAGCUGGCCUCCAAGAUCCUCCCACCGGAACACCCCGACAGCGUCCGAGUCCGCAAGAUCACCAUGGACAUCGUUCGCGCUGCAGAACGCGGACUCGCCGGACAUCUCGAUCGGCUCGACUGGGAGGUGAUCGUCGUCAAAGAUAAGCUUGUCAACGCGUCGUGCCUUCCCGGUGGCAAGAUUAUAGUCUACACAGGACUCCUGGAACAGAUGGAGAUGGAUGCUGAGGUUGCGACUGUGCUUGGGCAUGAGGUUGGCCACGCUAUUGCAAGACACGUAGCGGAGAACAUUACCAAGUUCAUGUGGUUUGUCGUCCUGAAAAUUGUCUUCCUGCAGUUUAUUGACUUGGAAGAAGAAGAUGAGUUGAUUGAUGGAAUGUGGAAAGUAUUGUUUCAGCUGCCCUUCUCCAGAAGGAUGGAGAUGGAGGCAGAUUACAUUGGAAUCAUGCUACUAGCUGCUGCUGGUUUUGAUCCACAGAUAGCUCCUACAGUGUAUGAAAAGAUGGGAAAGAUCACCGGAUCUGACUCUGAACUUCAAAAUUACAUCUCUACUCAUCCUUCAUGCAAGAAAAGGGCGCAGAUCUUAUCGCAAGAUAGGGUCAUGCAGGAGGCGAUGGAAUUAUAUAGGAAAGCUAGAGCAGACAAAGAUUUUCUCCUUCAGGGAUAA